GUUAUUAUACCUCUUUAGUUAACGAGACACUCAUUUUGGUUGAAUAAGCCAACUUAGAAGAAAGAAGGUCAUUAAUCUGAAGUUAACGAGACACGCAUCUUUGUUGAAGAAGUACCGGCCAGGUUAUCACCGCUGCAUUCUUUCAUUCAUCGAGAAUGAAUCUCUUGGCUGGAACUUGGGUAGCGGCUUUGCUUUUGGCCUUAGCUGUACAUGGAAGUCAAGCAAAUGGGCUUGACCCAAAUGGGACCAAUGUUUGUUCGAAAGUCGAUUCCGUCCUUACAGUGGACGGAGAGGUUUGCGGUGAUUGCUCGCUCGCAUAUCCUUCACAGUUUGAUUACUAUUGUUGUCCAGGAUGGUCGCAAACAGGACGAGACUGCACGUUACGUCACCCGUGUCCAAAUGGAAAGGAAAACUGUACUGAAUUUCACACCGGGAUACUUCCAAAACCGACUUUAACAUACAGCAAAAACUUUGCUGCGUCCAACAUGGAGAUGGUUUGCAGUUUUGACUUUCCUAAGUGGAAGAACGUCUCGUACAAGGUAGAAUGGUUUACAAGAUCAACUACACCUGCCAAGACGGACACGUGGUGUGUUCCAGGUCGACCAAUGAGUGGACAGAAUGAUUGUAAGAGAAGAAGUAGCUCGAUUUUUUCCCCAUCCGACUUUAAAUUGGGCGACACGGUUUGGUGUAGAUUAUUUAUGAAGUUUUCGACAAAGAAAACAAAUGAAUGGACAAGAAUUGCAGAAGAAAGUAAUAAACACUAUAUUGGAAUCGAGGUUUCUCGACGCGAUGUGACCGUCAAAGAAUGUAACGUAGCAGAGAACAUAACAGUUACCUUAAGACCAACUGUUCCUAUUUUACCCACCGUGGGUGUCCCUGGAUCUGACAGUGUAGAUGUGUAUGUGUUGAUACCCAAAAGGUACAAAGUACAAAGAAGACAAGCUGCAGUUGACAAAUGUAAUGUCAAACUGAAGACAGAAGACAUAACUCGUGGUCAAACCAUCACAAUAAGAGGAGUCUGUGACAACCAACGAGAUGAAACGCGACCUUUUUAUUUCCGUUUUAAACCAAAGUCUUCCAGUUUAAGUUGGCAAGGCGUGGAAAAUUACCGAAUGCUAUCUACAAAGAUUGCUGUACGUAAUACAGAAACRAAGCCUUGUUUGUCUACUUCUGAUCCACAUUUGUACACCUUUGACGACAGUUACCUAUUCUACAACGAUCUGGGUGAUUAUCUGAUGCACCAAAACGAAGACACCAAAGUGGAGGUUCAAGUACGUCUUUGGGAAUGUUCGGCUGGAGUCAAUUGCGUCUGUGGUGCAGCAAUACGUGAAGGAAAACAUGUGAUAGAGAUCUCUAUGUGCAACAAAAAGGACCAAGUAGGGCCCACAGUAUUGAGAACUAUAAAACGAAGCUCAGGAAAACUACCUAGAGGAAUAGAAGUCACCCGAAGUAUUAAUGGUCAGUCUUUAGACCAAGAGGUAACGCUGUUAUCCGGCACCAGAAUCUCCGUGCAUCGUUCUGGAAAGUCUUUAGAUGUCCGCGUCAAUGCACCAGCCAGUCAGGAAAACAAGGCAGCAGUCUCAGGUCUUUGUGGUAACUUUAAUGGUAACAAAGCUGAUGAUUUCUGGCAGUGGCGAGACGGAAAAAUCGUCAACAAAGAUAAAAAUGCUUUCAUCAAAAACUGGCGCCUCACGCCUGAUAAAAGUCUUUUCGAGAUUUCAAUUGAAGAAGAAAUAGAAGAAGGAAAGGAGGAAGAAUCGAAAUCUUGCUAUUGUGGCGUCGAAGGGGAAUUAAAUCAAAUACCAAAAUGCGAGUACAACGCCAAUCUUUUUGCAAAGAUAGAGUCAUCAAGUACAGAAGUAAUUACAACGCAAAUAAAUGACCAGUCCAAUUUUGGCAAGAAACGGUCUGUAGACGGUCACUGGUACAGUGAUGACAUCAUUGACUACGAAGAUCGCAGCUACUUUGUAGAUGAUCCACAAGUACAGCACGCUAUGAACCGAAUAAGAAGCAAAAGAUCACUCAGAGUAGUGAUGUCCAAACACGAAGCGCAUAAAUAUUGUAGAAAAUAUAUUGAGGAAUCAGAAGCAGCAAGGUCUUGCAAAGGCAUCUCUAAAAAGAGCAUUAGGGACGCUAUCAAACAAUGCUCCAAGGACUUGCAGCUCACUGGAGACAAAACAUUUGCAGUCUUAUCGUUUGAGUCUAUGAAAUACCUUUGUGAAGACACUGCAUUGAAGAGCCUCUCAUCGUACACUUUUACUGCACGUGGUGACUUGGAACCUCGCAAAGAUUUAGCAAAAGACCUGUGUCCUUCUGACUGUAGUGGACAUGGCAGGUGUAAGAAUCGAACCUGUAUAUGUGAUAAAGGCUUUACUGCUCUGGACUGUUCCAUGGAAGUACAGGCAGUACCAGAGUUGUUGGGUAUCUACAAUGGUGGACUCUGUGAUAUACGUGAACGUCCAUGUAGAAAGGCGAACCUGUUGGGACAGAAGUUCAUCGACUCAAACAACCUCACGUGUCACGUCAAAGAAUUCAAGGUCUUUUCAAGUUCUUGGUCUCCACGUGGAGUACCUUUCACAACACAUGGAAAGAUGAAUGACAUAUUUGGUGUUAAAUGCGACCUGCCUGAGCCACCGACGAGACUUGGUGAUUAUGAUCACGAGGGGACCCCUGCUGCGGGGAUUUUGGUCUCAGUUUCUAACGAUGGCUUCAGAACAAGUGCACAACAAUUAAGACAGCUCACUUAUGAUUCAAAAUGUAUGACGUGCACCAAAUCAGGAAAAUGUCAACGCAAACCGAAUUCCUGUCUGAUCAGAGGACAUUGUUUUGCUGCCAACGAACCCAACCCACGUGACUGGUGCCAGCAGUGCUUACCCAGAGAUGACCAGAAUUCCUGGACGCGUAGGAAAAAUAAUCAGGCACCGACGUUUAGUAGAAAGCCAAUAACGUACAGCGCCUUGCCUGGAGAAGAUCUCGUGCUGCAGCUGAGAGCAACAGACCCUGAUAACCGUCCUGUAACUUACUCUCUACUCAGUUCUACAGCUACUGGCCACACAUUCAGUCCAGCAGGUCUACUGAGAUGGAAGGUCACAUCGAAUGAGAAGUUCACCUUCCAAGUGACUGACGAGUGUGGAGCGUUUGAUACAACAGACAUGAGAGUGCGUAUAGUACAAUGCCCAUGUCUGAAUGGUGGUCAAUGUGUACCCCACCCCAACCAUCCACGGGGAUCUGGUCUGUAUCAGUGUAAAUGCGUUAAUGGAUUCAGUGGCGACAGAUGUGAGAAAACUACUGGACCUAAACCCACUAAAUCUAUAACUAGUAAACCUAUACCCACUAAACCUAGACCUACUGGUAAACCUGGUGACAAAGCACCUGACGCUGCACCAAGGAUCCUACACGCUUCCCCUGUCAAAUACGACACCAUGAGGAUUACUUGGGCACCAAUACCUCAAAACAAACGAAAUGGUGUUAUACUGGGUUACACGAUCUACUAUCAUGAACUGUACGCCAACCAAUGGAACCAACAGAGGAAACCUUGGAAAUCGGCCAGAACGCCCAAUGGUCACAUGACCAGCAUCACAGUUACUGGACUGCAGUCUUACACCGAGUAUUGUGUAAAGAUGUCUGCCUUUACGAGUAAAGGAGAGUAUCCUCACUGGAAAAGAGGACAGUGUUACCAAGUCAAGACUCCCUCGCUACCUAUCAAAGUUUCUGGUCGUUCUUUGCGAAGUACUGAAAUUCUUCUCAAAUUCGAGAAGCCUAGACGAGGACCUUCAUCCACUAGAGUCCAAGUAGAUUACGGAAAACAGAAAGACAGGUUGAAUAUGAAGAAAGCUUGCUACGGAUCUUCAUGCGUCAUUGAUAACCUUGAGGCAGACACCAUGUACUACUUCAAGGUGAUUGGAUAUGUUUACCAGAGAGGAGAGACGCCAUCGUUCACUCAGAUCAGGACUCUUGUUUGAGGAUCUUAAAGUACCAAACAAGAUGGCUAGAGGAUCACUGCUAGAUUUAAGCUAUCAAUCCGCAUACUGCAGCUGCAUUUCCUACAAUCCUACUGUAAUAUCACCAUAAAUAUUUAAGUAGGAUGUUUGUAUUUUUAUGCUUUUCAUUUUUAAAAUAAAACUUUUGAAACACAA
This is a messenger RNA of Actinia tenebrosa (Australian red waratah sea anemone), 4136 nucleotides long. Its product is annotated as von Willebrand factor D and EGF domain-containing protein. Gene Ontology annotation, cellular component: cell surface; extracellular region. Gene Ontology annotation, molecular function: signaling receptor binding. Gene Ontology annotation, biological process: anatomical structure development. NCBI's taxonomy places the organism in Eukaryota, Metazoa, Cnidaria, Anthozoa, Actiniaria, Actiniidae. The record is from RefSeq and is a predicted model, not a curated record.